Molecule: messenger RNA, 4035 nt
Organism: Sardina pilchardus (European sardine)
Lineage: Eukaryota; Metazoa; Chordata; Actinopteri; Clupeiformes; Clupeidae
Gene: hlfb
Product: HLF transcription factor, PAR bZIP family member b
Exons: 4
Coding region: 182-1078 (298 amino acids)
Biological process (GO): regulation of transcription by RNA polymerase II
Cellular component (GO): nucleus
Molecular function (GO): RNA polymerase II cis-regulatory region sequence-specific DNA binding; DNA-binding transcription factor activity, RNA polymerase II-specific
Source: RefSeq, a predicted model, not a curated record
UUUGCUGCGAGUGAACUGCACCGGUGGUGGCAUAGCACGGGGAAAUCGCGCGCACUCUCUCACUGUAUUGCUGUCAGUCAACGGUGAUCUACGUGUUCUGAUCUGCUGGGGAGUUGGAGUCAUUUUUCUACGUUUCGUAUAUUUUUAAAACUAUUUCUCAGCGGAGUGCAGCUCGGUGGAGAUGUCUCGACCUGCCCCAAUGAAUCCAACUUUUCUACCUCCAACACACGGGGUGUUGAAAUCUCUUCUGGAAAAUCCGAUGAAACUACCGCUCCGCCAUGAAGGAUUUGAGAAGGAGGAGAAAGCGAAGUCCUUGGAGGAUGAUAGCGCUGCUCCGCAGUCCGCUUUCCUGGGGCCCACUCUGUGGGACAAGACGCUGCCGUACGAUGGCGACCACUUCCAGCUCGAGUACAUGGACCUGGAGGAGUUUCUGUCAGAGAACGGUAUCCCGUCGAGCCCCGUUCAGCACGAACGAAGCCACCAGCCCCAGCACCAGCACCAACACCAACACCGGCACCAGCACCAGCACCAACAGCGCCCGGUCUUGCCGACGCAGACUCCGUCGUCGGUUGUCAACCUCCUCAACAGAGCCGCCAGCGCCACUAUGCCUCCCCACGGUUGCCUCCCCAACACAGCGCAGUCAGUGCUGCCGUCUUCGCGCGACACCCCCAGCCCCAUCGACCCCGACAGCAUCCACGUGUCCAUGAGCUACCAGCCGGACCCCGCGGACCUGGCGCUGUCCAGCGUGCCGGGCCAGGAGAUGUUCGACCCGCGCAAGCGCAAGUUCUCCGAGGAGGAGCUCAAGCCUCAGCCCAUGAUCAAGAAGGCCCGCAAAGUCUUCAUCCCCGAUGAGAUGAAACAGGAUGAAAAGUACUGGGCCCGGCGACGGAAGAACAACCUGGCGGCCAAGCGCUCGCGCGACGCCCGCCGCCUCAAGGAGAACCAGAUCGCCGUGCGCGCCAACUUCCUGGAGAAGGAGAACUCCGCCCUCCGACAGGAAGUGGCCGAGCUCCGGAAGGAAGUGGGCCGCUGCCAGAACGUCAUCGCCAAGUACGAGGUGCAGCACGGGCCCCUGUGAAAGACCCUGAGAGACCCCGUCCACCCCAUCAUCUCCACACACACACACACACACACACACACACACUGCUGAACCCUGACCUUUCAACCAUGACCCCACAUCUCCACUCCCUCACAGUGAGUUCAGCAGGGCUUUUGAAGGAGGGUGUGUGAGAGACCCGAGACCUCCUCUGAUGGUCAGCACACACACUCACAGACUGACCGGCACCGCGGCCCUCUCUCAGCCAGACGGCAGCACUCACUCUGGGAUCCGCCUGCCUUUGAUCCGGCCUGGACGUGGCCCACGUCCGGCCCCGAUCCGUUCCUGAACAUGUCUGCUCUGUGUGGUGACCCGUAAAGCUGCAAACAGACCCCAAGAUCUUUAAUGCUGAUUUGAAAGCAAAUGGAAUGGAAUGUAGUGCAGACAGUCAAAUGUAAUCUGACGUAAUAUGUGGUAGUCUUAUCACGUUGGUGUGUUUGGCUGCCACGUCGGAAUCAAGGUGUGUGUGUUUGGCCGGCACACUUGAGAUUCUUACCAUAGUGGAGACAAUCAGGAUUCAAUCAUCAUCAUCUUCAUCAUCAUCGUUCAACAUGUCUGCUUCUAUCUAAUCAAUCAUAAGGUCUGUUGGCGGCUUUAGAGAGGUCACUGCCACAUCAGGUACACUACUUUUCUAUGUCAGAAGGUUACUCUACAGAGCAGAGUAUCACCCUAUAUAUAUAUAUAUAUAUAUACUGUAUAUAUACGUACAGUAGCCCAGUUUGAUUCCUCUGGGUUUUUUCUCUACAUGUUUAUCUUGCCAGCUUGUGCAGAAAUGCUACCUUGUGAAAUAGCCUCCUGGUGUUCCCUCUGCUCUCCUACACUCUGAACAUGUUGACAUGGUGGAAGGUUGCUGUUGUUGUUGUUGUUGUUGUUUGUUGAUGUCAUGUCUGUAACCUCGUCCUCAUGAAGUGCUGAUAGCAAUCGGGUCACGCUUCUGGCUCAAUCAGUGUGAAGACAAUCUGAUCUGGCCCUGAUGUGGCCCUGAUCCGCAUGGCUGUUCGGUGAGGAAGUUAGCCUGCGAAUGACAGCUGAUUAGUGUGUUAGUGUAUUUCCCCACCUCACAUACACACGACACACGUAUGUAGGUGGGUCUGUGUUCACAUAUGUAUAGAUGAGAAUGUUUGUGUGUGUGUGUGUGUACUGAUCCCAAGAGUAGACACAUACAGUUGACACGAUGGCUAUGGAGAUUCACCUGUACACACACCUGACCUCUCCAGCCUGCACCCCUAGCUACCUCUGAAGCCGUCGUGUCGUAUGUCCCCAUGUGACCCAGGGGUGCUCACGUGGGCCGCAUCAGAGCCAGACCUGGGCCAGGUCACAGCCGGAUUCAGUGGCGUGCCCCUCUGUGAAGUAUGUAGUGUUGCGGGCCCUCGUCAGGAUCGUGUACACUGUACAGUACGUCUGUCUUGAGUCUGAAGUCUCGUCCGUUGGCCACCCUGAACCAGUGCAAUAUCACGUGAUCUCUUCAACUCAUCUGAUCUUACACGAUGUCCGACACAGUCACAACCCUCCUCUCUUUGUUGUCAUUUGUUUAGAGACAAUGUCAUAUGGGGGCAAUUGCUCUGUCGCUAGUUUGGAGUUUAACACGGUUUUAAACUCCAAAUCCAAACUCAAACUCCAGUUUAAAAACCGUGUUAAACUCCAAACUAGCGACAGAGCAAUUGCCCCAUGUUGUUGAUUUGUUUGUUUAUGUAUGUGUUAUCGUUUUUUUUUGUUCAGGUGUUCUAUGUAGUUUUUUUUUUUCCUUUCCUUGUAUGGUGAAGUCUAGAAAUCCCAGUAACUCCCAGGGUGCAGGGUAGGCCCUCUGGUGGUGGACAGCUGUCAGAUGAAUGUAAAAGGUGUAAAUAGGAUGGCGCAGAGAACAGCUUUGGGUGAAGUGUCCCCACCGAGACACACCUUUCUUAUUUACACUCAUUUCCACAGACCAAAAGCUAGAACUCAAAGGACUUCUUCUUGUGAUAAUGAACUAUUUUAAUGUUUAUACAGAGCUAUUCUUGUUAUGUACAGUAUUUUCCUAAGAUGACUUCUAAAGAUGUAUUUUAGUGUGUGUGUGUGUGUACAGUACGUGCAUGCGUGCGUGUGUUUGUGCAUGCAUGCAUGUGUGCGUGCGUACGUGUGUGUGUUUGUAUGUUUGUGCGUGUGUGUGUGUGUGUGUACAGUACGUGCAUGCGUGCGUGUGUUUGUGCAUGCAUGCGUGUGUGCGUGCGUGCGUGUGUGUGUGUGUGUGUGUGUGUGUGUGGCUGGCAUGGUGUCUGUGUGCCAGUCUCUCGGGCAUUAGUGUCCUGUGCCAGCAGGAAGAGUGGGGCCCUCGUGACCCUUCAGACUUUCUCUUACGCUCUCUUGUCUCCCUCUUUCUUUACACUCCUCUUUCCUCUCUCUGUCCAUCCUCCGAAACACGCGCCUUUACACAGAUGGUAUUUACGUCACUCUUGACUGUAGUCUGUUAUCUGGGCCUGAAGUGGCCCAAGCGUGAGCCAAGUCUCGGCCGCCUCUGUGCCGACCUCAUCCCGUUACCCGGGUAACCUCUCUCUCCAUCUUCAAAAUGCAUCUCUCUAUCCUCUUUCAUUCAGUACCUGAACAGGCCUCUUUCACUUCUGGUCCUUUUUUCCCCACAUGAUAAUCCCCACGUGUCUUGUCAGUGGUUUUUAAGCUGUUCCCCAGUAAAAAUGAGAGAGUGUUUAGUUUAGCUGAGAUUGUAGUCAUGUUAUGUGUUCACAUAGACAGGCCUUUGCUUCUGUUUGCCAAAAGUCUAAGGAAUGUAGAAGGGUCUUUCGUGAGUGGUGAUAUCAGAAUGGCGUUGCCAUGGCAUCGGUGUUCCGAGGAUGUCACGGCAACGGGAGAUUAUCCAGUAUCUUUGUCCAACCUCCUUUUGUCAUUCAUGUCGAAGUUCUAUUUUUUUUUCCUUUGCUCAUGACCAAAAUAAAAAUGUAGAAACUCUU